Messenger RNA from Sardina pilchardus (European sardine), 2432 nucleotides. It is a transcript of the gene shq1, whose product is annotated as SHQ1, H/ACA ribonucleoprotein assembly factor. Bases 192 to 2222 code for a protein of 676 amino acids. Lineage: Eukaryota; Metazoa; Chordata; Actinopteri; Clupeiformes; Clupeidae. Gene Ontology annotation, biological process: box H/ACA snoRNP assembly. The record is from RefSeq and is a predicted model, not a curated record. Gene Ontology annotation, cellular component: nucleoplasm; cytoplasm. The transcript has 12 exons.
GCCAUAUGCGGGAAAUGUACACAGCAGAGAGAUGGGAACCACGUUGAAAAUGUUGUGCUGAUUUCUGUAACUAUUUUCAGAAGUUUUAGAGUCAAAUGACAAAACUGGUCAUUCAGAUAGUCAUUUCGACACUACAAUCUCUAAUCAACACUGUCAAAUAGAGUUGCUGCUUCAAGUGAUCCAACAUCAUCAUGCUGACCCCAGCGUUUGAGCUGAGUCAGGACUCGGACUUCCUUACGCUAAUGGUCCGUGUGCCCUACACCAGGACCUCAGAGUUUGACCUGUGCAUUGACGGGGAAGACUUCAAGUUCUAUGCCAAGCCAUACUUUCUUCGGUUGACCUUACCUGGCAGAAUUGUAGAGGAUGGAAGAGAGAAAGCAUCAUUCGAUAUUGAUAAAGGUGUCUUCACGCUGCGCGUGCCCAAAGAGACGGCGGGCCAGCACUUUGAGGGACUGCAGAUGCUGACGAGCCUGCUGGCACCCAAGGGCAUCCGCUCUGCCAAGCCCCUGGUGGAGGAUAUGGAGCCCUGUGUGGGGAGUGCAGGUGCUGGACUGGAGGAGGAGGAAGAGGAGGACGAGGAAGAGUUUGAUUGGCAGGUGGAGCAGGCCGUGUACACCGAGCGUUCCGAGGAGGAGCUGAACCAGCUGCAAAAGUACGGCUUUGGCAACCUCAGGUGCGGGGUCUUCGCCCGACUGCAGGAGGAGCUGAGCGAUGUCAUUGAUGUGAAAGAUCCAGACAGCACCACACCGGCGGCAAGGAGACGUGGCCGCCAAGCCGCCGAGCACAACAAGUUCGACCCGGACCAUUAUCUGGCGGACCUGUUUGAGGACGAGGCAAUCCAGAGUCUGCUGAGGUUCGGGCCGUGGUGGGGAGAGGCGAGCUCGGAGCAGUCCCAACACAGCCCUGCAUCCGUAGAGUUCUCGGAGGAGGACAAGGAGCAGAUGAGGAAGUUGACCAACCGCUCGUACCUGCUGGACAAGUCCACGCGGCAGCAUGCGUGGCUCAGCCUGGUGGACAUCAUCCUGGCCUACGCCUACGAGAUCCGCGUCACCGAGGGAGAGCACAGCGUGGAGUCGCCGUGGAACAUCCGUAAGCUCAGCGGGACCUUGAGCUGGCUGGAGACGUAUCACUCUCUGCAGGACGUGCUGGUGUCGUUUGGCAGGAGAGCGCUGUCCUACCCCCUCUACCGCCACUUCUCCCUGGUCACCUCGGCAGUACGGGACGCUGCGCGGAUCUUCCAGGCAGGCAAGGCCUGUGUCCUGAAAUGCCUGUUGGACGUCCACAAGAUCUUCCGAGAGAACGAUCCCGCCUACAUCCUCAACGACCUCUACAUCACCGACUAUUGCGUCUGGAUCCAGAAAGUCAAGUCCAAGCAUGUAAACUCCCUGGCGGAGCCUCUACAGAAAGCCAAUCUGAAGAAGGAAGAUCUGGGAUUGGAGCUGGAGGAGCUGGAGGCGGCGGCAGCGCUGGUGGAGAGAGAGGAGGAAGAGGAGGAGGAGGAGGAGGAGGAUGGGUCGUCGAGCGGAGAGGAGUCAGACAGCAGCGACGACAGCAGCAGCAGCAGCAGCAGUAGCAGCAGCUCGUCGGAGGACAGCGACGACUGUCAGGCGCCAGAGGAGCCCGGCGCUCUGUGUGUGCUGGUGAACUCAGGUAGCGUCGCAGGGAAGAAGAAGAACCACGGCAGCAGCAGCAGCAGCAGCAGCAGCGGCCCCCUCCAGCAGCCCCAGCCUGCCCCAGUGAAGAGCCCAGCCCUGACCCCGUCCCCAGCCCCCGGCCUCCCUCCCCGCGGAGCUCCAGACCACGCCGGCAGCAGCAGCAGCAGCAGCAGCCACAGCCCUGCACAGCUGAUCGAAGAGCUGGGAGAGCGGCUGGGGGAGGGGUUGAGAAUCUCUCCGGCACGGCCGGAGGGAACGCCUCCCUCCUCCUCCUCCCCCUCUUCCUCCUCCUCCUCCUCCUCCUCCUCGUCCGCCUCUGCCAGCAAUGUGGAGCAGCCAGAGCGGCAGAGCGCGAGAGUGGGGGAGGGGGAGCGCAUGAACGGGAGCCAGCCGGCGCACACACGUCUGCCGGGCGCCGAGCGGAGACACGCUCCGCCGGCCGAGGCUGCCAAAGCCCGGGGGACGCUCCUGACCGCGCGUCCGCACCGGAACCCGCUGGUCAUCGUCGACGCGGAGGAACUGGACAGCGACGACGAGGAGGUCGAGGACUGCUCGCCCGGUCUCUGAUGAACUGAGAGGUUUGUGGGACUCUACACAGCCUGUGUCAUCGGCUCUUUGGACUGCACAGCCUCUCUCAUCUUCGGGAUCCUUAAUUGACCCUCCUGUCGUUAUGUUGUUGUAACACGCGCGCUUUUAAUCGAGGUACACGUAGUGCAUCAUGUAUGUUUGUGUUGUUUUUUUUUUUCCUCCCUUUUUUGUAUUAAACUUGAAAAGAGA